AUGAAGCCGCGCCUCGACGAGCCUCCAAAGUUCAAGCGCAGGUCGCCCGCCGAACUCUCAUCUGGCAAGCUCACGCCCAGGCCGCCUUCUCGAACGCCCGUUCCUGGUGAUUACGAGACUGAAGGCCGUCAGGCCGCCGCACCUUUGACUCUGACUGCUCAGGGGCCAAAAACUGGAACGGCGCGCGACUUUUCUCAAGUGUUGAAAAUCGAGGAGGAGUGCCUGAGGCUGCACCAGGUAGAAAAGUCACUGCGCGCGGAGCUGGACGCGUUCAAGCGGGAUGCCCACGAGCGCGAGCGACGCCUUGAGGACGAGAUCACGCAGCUGAAGCCGCCGCGUCCUGCAGCGACGGGCCCCGAGCAAAGCUUCAUGAGCGACCUGGAGGACGACGCGGAAUCGAUGGAGCUCGCGACGCCCCUGCAGCCGACGCUGAUCCUCAUGGGCUCGCCCGACCCGCCAGACAUACCUCUUCCCCCGUCCCCGGCGCUGCCCGAUCAGUUCGAGAUGGACACGCUCGAGUUUGAGCACGUGAGGAUGGAUCUGGACGCAGCUGAGGCGCGACUGAGGGAGAAGGACGCAGAGAUGAUGCGGUUGCGGGAGGACCUAACGGAUAUGCGGCACUAUUUGUAUUCGGGAUCACAAGGGGGUCAGGGGAGGCGGUGACCAUCGUCUGUCGGAGGCGUUGCUUCGAGGGGACGCCUGCGAUCGCGUCAGAUCUGUUUGCAUCUGUUCGGUGGCAACUUUGGCUUUGGGGGGGCACGGACAGUUGACGAUCAGUACAUAACUUUGCACGUCUCGAUACGCAGAUGGCGUCGCGUUUUACUCACCUGUUGUUGUUUUCUAUUUUCUAACUUAUUGAUUUCUUUCGGGCCCC
Messenger RNA from Heterobasidion irregulare TC 32-1, 874 nucleotides. RefSeq lists its product as uncharacterized. The transcript is spliced from 3 exons. Lineage: Eukaryota; Fungi; Basidiomycota; Agaricomycetes; Russulales; Bondarzewiaceae. The record is from RefSeq and is a predicted model, not a curated record. The coding region runs from base 1 to 663 and encodes 220 amino acids.